AACAAUUGUCAUCAAUUUUGUAUAUUGGAAAAUUCGAAUAAUAAUAAUAAUAAGACGACGAAAAAUGGUAUUCUUCAAGAAAUGGAUGAAAAAUUUUUUCUUAAACUUAAAUUUUUAACCGGUGGUAUGUUGAAAAAUAUGAAAAUUUAUGACCAAAAUGAUCAUUGUUUGUAUGCAACCGAUUCGUUGGGUAUGAUGAAAAAACGAACAGCCAAAAUGCCAACAAUGAACAAUAAUCAUCGUUCAAAUGUCAAUCGAAAUAUCGAUAAUAAUCAUCUGACGAUGACGAAUACAAAAACAUUUUUUGGUUAUAAUUUAAAACGAUUCAAUAUUUCAUAUUUAACCAUUGAAAUUGUUACACAAUCAUCAACAAAAUUGGAUGAAUUUCAAACUGCACAAAUUAUCAUUACAUUUCUACGAUUAUUACUUGGUCAUCCGAAAUUUUUUCCAAAUAUUUACAAUCAAUUUGAUUUGAUUAUUGAUGAUUGUCAACAACCACAAACAACAACAACAACAACAACAACAACAACAAACAGCAACAAAACAGCAGCAGCAGCAAUCAAAAUUUAUUCGUCCGAAAAUUUUUCGUAAUAAUCGCAAUAAACAACAACAACAACAGCCAUAGUUGUUGAUGAAGAAAUUGAAAAUUUUUUUUCAAAAAUUUUUUUUGCUGACACUUGUUGAUAUCGAAAGAUGGCGCUUUAUCAUCAUCAAAAAAAAAUUUAUCAAUAAUUGAGCGCAACCGUAGUUUGUGUUAACAAAUCAGACAGAGUCCGCGUUUUUUUUUAUCAUCACAAUAUUUUGGCGGUAUUGAAACCAAAAGUGAGAGAAAAAAGAGUAUUCAAUGAGCCAAAAAUAAUAGACAAUAACUAAAAUCUUGAUAGUCACAAAGUAAUUGAUCGACAAGAAAAAAAUCAUGUAUCUCGGUCGGUGUGUGUUGUUUAUGAGAAUUUCGAAUGUGUAAAAAUAACGUUCGAAACGUGAAUAUUUUGUAAAAAAUUGCAUCAUCAUCAUCAUUAUAUCAUUUGGUGUUGAUUUUUUUCACCUAGAAAAAAAUCUAAAAUUCUGUGUGUGUGUGUGUGUUGAAACCAAUUAGAAUACCGAUGCGCAUUUCUGAAUCUUGUUUUUUUUUUUUGGUAUUCAGAAAAUUUUUUGGAUCUCUCAAAUAUACACAUGUAUUGGAUUCAUAUUUGGGUGUAUACAACAAUAUAGAAGCCGCUGUCACCACCACUUCUCCAAUUCCAUUCUAAAUUUUGG
This is a messenger RNA of Dermatophagoides farinae (American house dust mite), 1257 nucleotides long. The record is from RefSeq and is a predicted model, not a curated record. NCBI's taxonomy places the organism in Eukaryota, Metazoa, Arthropoda, Arachnida, Sarcoptiformes, Pyroglyphidae.